This is a messenger RNA of Quercus robur (English oak), 690 nucleotides long. RefSeq lists its product as uncharacterized. The record is from RefSeq and is a predicted model, not a curated record. Gene Ontology annotation, molecular function: nucleic acid binding; RNA-DNA hybrid ribonuclease activity. The coding region runs from base 1 to 690 and encodes 229 amino acids. NCBI's taxonomy places the organism in Eukaryota, Viridiplantae, Streptophyta, Magnoliopsida, Fagales, Fagaceae. The transcript has a single exon.
AUGUUCUUCGUAAGGCAGCAAGAGGAGAAUGUUGAGCUAGUCACAGUAUUAGCGUGGUUCAUCUGGGGCAGAAGAAACAAAUGCCAUUUUAACGAGCCAAGCUUGCCACCUGAGAAGCUUUAUGAAGCAGCAGCAGCUUUACUAGCAGAAUUUCAAGGAAGAACUGAAGCGAAACCAGGGAGGAAAAAAAUACAACCUCAGCGCUGGACACCACCUGAACAGGGCGUUUACAAGGCGAACUACGACGGAGCAUAUUUUGUGGAAGAGGAAAAGGUUGGGAUUGGAGUUGUGAUAAGAAACGAGUUGGGCCAGGUAAUGGGCUCACUAGCAAAAAAAAUUGAAAUGCCUUCAACAGUGGAAGUUCUUGAGGCAUUGGCUGCACGAAGAGCAAUGAUUUUUAUGGAGGAGCUAGGCUUGAGACAGGCCAUUUUUGAAGGAGAUUCGGAACUCGUUGUCAAAGCCUUAGUGGGUGAUGUUUCAGUCCGGUCCAGCAUUGGACAUAUUGUAAAAGACUGCAAGUCUUUAAUGGGUUUGUUUCAAACCUGCACUUUCUCUCAUGUUAGACGGCAGAGCAAUGGUGCAGCUCAUGCUUUAGCUCGGAGAGCAAGAAAUUCUUCCCCAUUAUCGGUUUGGAUGGAAUCUGUUCCACCGGACAUUUCCUACUUAGUUUAUGUUAAUGUAACUUCUUAA